Messenger RNA from Polychytrium aggregatum, 3617 nucleotides. RefSeq lists its product as uncharacterized. Gene Ontology annotation, cellular component: membrane. The transcript has 10 exons. NCBI's taxonomy places the organism in Eukaryota, Fungi, Chytridiomycota, Chytridiomycetes, Polychytriales. Gene Ontology annotation, molecular function: protein binding; calcium channel activity. Gene Ontology annotation, biological process: calcium ion import across plasma membrane. Bases 241 to 3426 code for a protein of 1061 amino acids. The record is from RefSeq and is a predicted model, not a curated record.
UUCGUGCCUUUGGCCCUCCGGCUUCUGUCUUGCGCUCGUCUCGCACCAGCUCUCUUCGCCGUCAUCGAUCAUCUCGAGCCCACCUCGACUUGCUCCGUUCUUUCUGUGUCUGUCCAUCAGCCGGUUGUCAAGUCUCCGCUUUUGACCCCUCCUCCUCGUUGACCCCCCGUUGAUCCCCCGUUGAUCCCCCGUUGAUCCCCCGUUGGCAGCUCCCGUCUUUCCCCUGGCUUGCCUCUUGUCAUGUUUGGCUUUCCAGAGGCCCCGGAGCUCGGCCAGAAGCGAGCCUUCGACCAAUAUCAGCACCAGAGCAAGCCCCUGUGGAAGGCCGUCCGCGAAGGCAACUUUGAUGAAUUUUGCACGCACGCAGGCAUCACCCCGGAGCAACAAACCAGCCAGCAGCUCCGCCAGGAGAUUCAAGGCACUGGAGUCGAAGGCGAAACUCUGCUCCAUGCCGCUAUUCUUCAUUGCCAAGACGACUCCGAGGACUUGGGGUGGCACAAGAUUGCCACGGCAUUGAUCUGCAACGACGAAGGGCUCGUCAAUCGAAGCUACGCCAAUGAGCGGUACAAGGGCGAGACACCGCUUCAUCUUGCUGCUGCCAAGAACCGGUUCCACAUGUUCGAGCUGCUUGUGGCGAAUGGUGCCAUCCUCAAGUGCUGCUUUGAGAAACAGCAUGAGCAAUCUUGCAAGUGUGGUGCCCUCAAGGACGAAGUCUUUGCUAUCACAUCCGAUCAAAUGCAUGUCCCCAAUGUUAAAGCUACGGCCGCCGGUAACGAAGCCGCCGAGGUGUGUGUCCUCAACGGGCAUGCCUUCCGUCCUGACGAAAGCGGCGGCUUCAUGUACUAUGGCAAGUCGGCGUUAGCUUUUGCAGCUGUCGCGGGAUCAAUCGAUAUCCUGAAGAAGCUGUUGAACAUGGCGUUAACAAACAAGGCGGUAUCUCCCUCGUGCCGAAUCGAGGGCGAUGGUAAUACUGUGCUGCAUAUUCUCGCCUACUGGGGCCUGUUCAGCCCGAAAAACGGCAACGAGAGCAGCUGGGACAUCAUUGUCGAUUACUGCGACACACACUAUGGCCGCGACUCCGAAUAUCAUCCGUUCAACAUCCGAAACAAAGACGGGAUGACGCCGUUCCUUGUCGGAAUACAUCGAGGGCACGUUGGCAUCCUGGACACUCUCAAGGUUCCACUAUGGGAGUUUGGAAUCUCCAGGUCCUACAUGUUCCGCGUUGACGAAAUCGACACAUGGAGAGAUAAGGAGUUUACUUCAUCGGAUUAUCUCGAAAACCAGAUCGCUCUGAUGAACGACAAAGUCUCCAAGGGUCCGGGAAAAACCUUUUCGGGAAGUGCCGCAAUGACGAACACUCCAAGUAGCCAGUACGAUCACCAGGCUGUUCCUGCCAGGUCGCCUGAUGCCUCAGAUAAUCCCGAUGCAUCUGAAAGAGUGUACUUUCACCUCGGUGUCAAGUUUUCUCCGACCAUCCAUCACAAGUCCGCCAUCCAAAUGGCCAUCGAUGGCGGAUUCUCGGACAUCUUGGUCCAUCCAAUUAUCCACUCGGUCUUGCGAGUCAAGUGGGAGACCCAUGUUCGACGGACAUUCGUCUUCGAUACCGUCAUUCACAUAGUCUUUAUCAUCUCCUUCUCGGCGGCAUUUUUGUUGUUGCCAUCCCACUAUGCUGAGUGGCCCAACUACCUGACAACCACGGGCGAUCCUGGGAAGACCGCUCGUGAGUACGCCCGAGCGUUCUUGGAGGCUGUGACAAUCAUACUGGUGGGAUUUAUGUUCCUUCGCGAGGUCGCCUGCACCACCACUAUGAUCCAGUGGCCCAGCUACAAAAAUGGCUCCAACACCAAAAAUGGCGCCGCCGCUCAGCCGAAAGCCAUCUGGGAGAGAGUCACAUCUAUUAUGCAACCCCGGCGACUGCGACCCCGACGGCCCCGACAACCCCGACGAACGCUCAUCAUCUCCAGGGUCCUGAUAUGGUACUACACCUUCACGACAUGGACCUUGGUUUUCUUGACGACAGCAGUCGUCUUGAUCAGGCACAACGUCUUCACCUUCCCAGACCUUUCAACCCAGUACCACGUCGAGAGCAUCCUGAUUGGGUUCCUUGCCUUGGUCGGAUGGCUCCGCUCCCUCUACUAUGCGAUCGGGUUCGCCAACCUGGGUACACUGGUGGUUGCCGCGUGGAACUGCAUCACCAAAGACCUGGUCAGCUGGUCGAUUAUCUACGGCAUUGCCUUUUUCUCGAGUGCUCAAAUCUUUAGUCUCCAGAUGAGAAACUCUGCGGGAAACAAUAAUCCCAACGCAACACACUGGACAAGCGCAUCCAUCGCUCUUCUGUCGCAAUUCGGGUUCCUCUUUGGACAGGGACAGCCCCUCGACGACUUUUCCAAUGCCGAUGAUACCACCAUGACCUUGAUAUUCUAUCUCGUCUACCAAAUUAUCACUGCCAUCUUGCUGCUGAAUCUCUUUAUCGCCAUGCUUAACAAAACUUUUAUGGAAAUCUACGAGCGUUCUGAAACCGCGUGGCACUAUCAAUGGACUGUGCUCGUCACCCACAUCGAUUCCAGAGUCCCUUCCUACGAUAUCAAUCGCCGGAUGAAGUUCUCGUCCAGCCUGAUUCCCUUCCUCUGGCCUUCAAUUAUUGUCAUGAGGCUAUGCGCCCUGACUCCCAAACUGUCCAUGGGCGUUCCGAUGCCGUUGAAGCACACCAGAUCUGUUGUCGUCAGCUCGAUCACACCCAGCCCGAUAGCAUCCAGAUCGACAACACACACCUCCGCGACAACCGGUUCGACGAUGCCCAAUUCGGUUGCCGAGCAAACCACCGAAAACGACCGAGGAUCAUCGAACCGGACGCUGUCGGCCCACUUCAAGCCACAGGAGACGAGUGCCACUCGACACAAGAGUGACGAACUGGUGACAGCCAACUUUUUGAUUAUCCGCGAGCGCCAGUCUCGCCAGAGCAGAAACAGCGAUCAUGUUGUGUACGAUCCGGUCAAGCUCUUCACUGGAUACCGAGAGUAUCGAAUCCAUGGAUUUCACAGAACCAAGAUCUGGCACCGCUGGGAGGAGAGCGAGGAAGGCACCGAUGAAAGUGAUGGACUUCAGCAACAGCAGCCGGCAGUUGCAACAGGCCCACCGCAACAGCCUACCAACAGCCAUUCGAAUGGACCAAAAGAUUGGUCUAUCAAUGUCGAGCCCAGCUCAAAUGGCCAGGGGCAGUCUAGUUCUAGCUUUGGAGGGAGCGCAAUCGGCCCUCGCAGCCUUCCCAGAAACGAAACACCAGCACAGCCAUCAGACACGGGUGAGGCCUUUGCAAAUCGCACCGGCUGGAGUGUGCUCCACCGUAUGUGGCCUAGUUCGAGAUCCAAGAGCUCUAGUGAUUCCGCCCCGGAGGAUAGAUUGCUAUCAAAGCUCCAAGUGGAAUGAGGGAUAAUGUGUUACAGUAUAUCCAGAGAGGAACGGGACAGUCACUUUCUGGCUUCUGAAGCCCGCUGACUGACUUGUAGGCCCAGUGGGCAGGCCAUGCGAUUGCACUCCUGUCUUCGUUGGCAAUCUCUUUGUUUUGGGUGGGUCCGGAAGCACAGUCUUGAAUACACCCGGUCGAUCUCCUGUGGCAA